Messenger RNA from Paraglomus occultum, 534 nucleotides. Lineage: Eukaryota; Fungi; Glomeromycota; Glomeromycetes; Paraglomerales; Paraglomeraceae. The record is from the annotation of a GenBank genome assembly.
AUGUGGGCACAGUUUGAUGAUGCGUAUGAAGGCGUAUGCAGCCUUCGAAAUAUCAGAGAAUCGAAUCAGGGAGAAUCACUCACCGACAACGAAAUCAAUAAUAACUUGCGAAUGUUAAAGACCAACCUUACACAUAGCAAGGCCCCAUACGCUAAACAUUUUAGAAAAUAUCUAAAAAAGAAAACUGCGUCUGAUUUCUUAGAAGCCGAAGCGUAUACUAUUUUAUGCGGAGCGUAUGAAAGUAAACGGCUCCUCCACUUAUUAAGGAUAGAUAAGAGUUGGAAGAAAUCUAACGAAAAAAAUGGCAGAAGUCACGGGAGGGGGGAUGUUUGGAAAAAUCCAGCUUUCGGGUCAAAGUUGGCUAAGGAGCAAAGCGAAGGCACUUAUAUGACCGACGUAAUAGUUCCAAUGAUUCGGGCCUCAUUAAAGGGCUUACCAAUCGGAAAAUCUGGUUAUAUUAGCACAGCUGAGCGUCAAAGUAAAACCAGCAAAGACCGAAGAGGAAUUGGGAAACGGCCUGAUCUUAUGUUCAUU